Xiphophorus maculatus (southern platyfish) is the source of this 4419-nucleotide messenger RNA. RefSeq names its product transmembrane protein 8A (gene pgap6). The transcript is spliced from 15 exons. Gene Ontology annotation, cellular component: plasma membrane. Lineage: Eukaryota; Metazoa; Chordata; Actinopteri; Cyprinodontiformes; Poeciliidae. The coding region runs from base 70 to 2328 and encodes 752 amino acids. The record is from RefSeq and is a predicted model, not a curated record.
AAGGUAUGUGUGGUAACACAGGUGGACUCGGGAAGAUGUGACGAGUUGUUUUUUUGUCGGAGAGAAAAGAUGGAGGCCUGCUUUCUGCGCUGGUUGCUUUUCGUCGCGCUGACAGCCUGGACGUUAGGAGACGACGGACAAGUGACUUUUGAGUCCGAGCUGUCGUCCAAACCCGCUCAGAAGUUGUCAAAGUAUGGCUGGUACGCCAACGUCAGGCUGCAGAGGUUCCACAUACCGGAGCAGACCGCCAUCGCUCGCUGGCUCUUCUCAGUCAAAAAGGGCCACAGCUUCAACUGUGGGCAGCACAAUGUCAGCAUCCACCUCCGAUGGGGCGCCCCUCCCGUCAUAAACCCAACAGAGACUGUGUUUCCAAAUGCGACGCUGUGGGGCCCCUCCUUGUCCCUGACUCUACCGGUAACCUCCCAGAGCUCCACGACCUUUAACCUCUCCGAUCCGGCCCCAGGGGACUGGUUUGUCGCUGCGCAUUUACCGGAGGACGACGGGCGCAUAGAGCAGAAGGGGUUCCCGUCCUGCUCCUAUUACUUCCAGCCCCAGCUGUCGGUCAGGAGAGCGGCGGACACGCCCAUUCUGUACCAGGGAACCGUCCUGACUCAAACCGCAGCCCCCGACAGACCCGCACGUCUCAAGUUGUUUGUGCCGGAGUUUACCUCGUCUCUCUCGGUUUCCGUGGCCGAGUGCUCGUCCGGCGAGGCGUCGGAGGGCGCGGGCUGCUCGCUGCUCCUCAGGCUGGGCUCGGCAACCCUGCAGCACGGCCAGACGGAGCUGAACUGCUCCGGCGUCAGCUGCUCCGCGUCCCUCUCUAGCCCUCCGUGGGACUCGUGGCUGCGGGUCGUUGUGGAGAGCAACCAAGUCAACCGAACUGUAACCUUCAGGGUUGGAUCCAACUACACAGUGGGAUGUAAGCCAAAGAGCGUAGGCCUCACAGCGGACGAUGACAUCACAAAGCUACUCGGCAAGAGCAGCGUCUCCAACGCCACGGCGACGGGGAACGGCUCGGCGCCGGCUCCUCCGGCGUCCGCGUGCGUGUGGAGCGUCCCCGUGCUCUACGAGGAGCUGGACGUUCUGUCGCUGCGGUACACCCCCGUCAACAGCUCCAACGUCAGCGUCACGGAAACGCACCCGACGCUGCUCACCUACCCGCUGCCCCCGCAGGCCACCGGGGGAACGCUCAACCUGCAGCUCACGCUCAAUUCUACUAAUGCAACUGUGGGGAAUAACAGCAUCGUGGCCUGUUUCUCUGCCUGGGCUCCAGUCCUCCAACUCAACCACUCUGAACCCUGCAGAACAGCUUUGUUUGGGGGAUACGCCGUCGGGAUCAAUGUCAGCGUCCCUAAAGCUGUGGUCAGGCUGCCUUUUCCUCAGUCCACAACAUGGUACCUCACCCUGCAGCUCCUUUGCAACAGCAGUGACUGCGGUAACGCCUCGGUGGUGUAUGUGGUCCCGGAGGUGUCCGUCAGCGCCUGUGUGGACGACUGCGGGCCGUAUGGUGAAUGUAGGCUGCUGAGAUCCUACACAUACCUGUACUCUGCCUGUGUUUGCUCUGCAGGCUGGAAAGGUUGGGGCUGCACCGACGGCUCCACCGCUCAGUCGUACGCCCGCCAGCUGACGGCAACCAUGUUGCUGACGCUCAGCAACCUGUUCUUCCUGCCCGCCAUCGUGGUCGCCAUCAGACGCUCCUACAUCACCGAGGCCUUCGUCUACCUCUUCACCAUGUCCUUCUCUACGUUCUACCACGCCUGCGACCAGCCAGGCGCUGUGGUCCUGUGCAUCAUGGACUACGACGCCCUGCAGUACUGUGACUUCCUCGGCUCCAUCUGCUCCAUCUGGGUCACCAUCCUCUGCAUGGCUCGCCUGGGAGACACAGCCAAAUACACUCUGUUUCUGCUCGGGGCCUUGCUCAUAGCCAUGUCAAUGCAGCUGGACCGCAAGGGCCUGUGGAACCUGCUGGGCCCCAUCCUCUGUGCCAUACUUCUCAUGGUCACUUCCUGGGUGUACAGGGGCGUCCGCCGGCGACACUGCUACCCGCCCUCCUGGCGCCGCUGGGUCUUCUACCUCCUGCCCGGAGCGCUGUGCGCCCUCAUCGGCGUGUGCCUGUACAUCUUCGCCGAGACGGAGAGCAACUACUACUACACGCACUCGCUGUGGCACAUCCUGGUGGCCAGCUGCGUGGUGUUCCUGCUGCCGCCGAGGGAGAAGGACCGGAAGGCGCUGGGCUGGAGCCGGGGCUUCAGCUGGAGCUGGAGGUGGAGCUGGAGGCCGCGGGUCUGGGUUCAGUUGGAAGAGUUUAAAACCCCAGAUGAAAUUUGAAAAAUUAUUUACUGCCAGGCAGCGUCAGAAUUCUGACAAUCACAUCUCAGUCUCAUGGCUGCAGAUCAGAACAACCUGGAUGAGGAAAACGAUGAAGAAAAUGUACGAAGAAAUCACAUUUACUGACUCUGUUAUUUGGGUAAGAUGGAAUCUUUCUGAACCUUCCGGAAAAGGCGAUUUAUGCCUUUGGUAAAUGCAGCAUCUUUUUUUAUUUUAUUUUACUUUAUUUUUGCUGUUGUAGACCUAAGAUAACAGAGGGCUCUUAUCUGAACUCAUGUAUCUUCAGUAAAAUAACUCAUGAAUUUUGAAUAAGAUUCUGGAGGCAGCCAUGACGCCUGGUUUCGACCUUGUAUGUGCCCCAGAUUUCUUUUAAAGACUUUUCAACGACUUUCAUUCGAUGACCUUUCACAUUUUAAUUGUAGUAGGUCACUCAUACAAAACCUGUCGAGGUCAGUGGUUCUCCUUGUUAUGCCUUUUUACUGCAAACUGUUUCUUUGUGAAGAAGAAAAUGCCUGCCCUUGUAGAGGCACAUGUCUCUGGUGACAUCACAAAAGACAUCCAAUCAGAGUUAUUUUCCUUAAAAAGGACAAAAAUUAUUAACUUGUUUUUAAUCCAGUUGGAGUCCAACUCAGCUGUGUGCCUGUAGCUAUGCAUCAAGCUAGAUAGCUAGCUAGCUAGAUGCAAAGCUUGCUCGCUAGCUAACUAGAUUUAGCUAGAUUUUACUGACUAAAUCUUUUUAGCUAGGAAAAAGAUUUAGAUAGCUUUUACUAGCUAAACCUUUCUAGCUAGUGAAAACAGUUAGCUAGAUUUUACUAACUAAAUCUUUUUAGCUUGUAAAACGAUUUGUUUUUUUUACUAGCAAAGUCUUCUAGCUUGCUAAAUCAGACUAGCGAGCUAAAUCAUACGGAAUUCAGUUUUUUUUAUUACCCAGCUUUGUUUUUAUUGUCGUGCGUAUUGAACAUAACCUGGUAGGAAUAUUCUGCUUUGAACGAAGCCUCUUUGUGGAAGUAAAAUGAAGAAAACGUUUUCUUUUCAAUAUACAGCCCAUAAAAUUACAACUCUAAGUUAAUAAGAUGUUUCUUUUUCACAGUUUCGGUGCAACAUGAAUCACUCAUAUAUGUAUAAAUCAACACUCAGUGAAUGUAUGCUAAGAUUACUGGCCAGUGCCUCUUCCUUUUGUCUUUUUUCUUUUUUUUAUUGCACUUUAUGUACUGCUCUCUCAGAGCAGAGCAGACAGAGGGGGCGGGGCUUAGUCUCUUGUACCAGUAAAGCUACUGAUAUCCUGCUAUAUUUAAUCCAAAACUCUAUAAUUGUCUCGCGUUUCUUUGAUCUAGUUUUUUCUUAAAAGCUUCCAUUUCUCUCUGUUGUGACUUUGCACACAUUUUCCCCCGAUUGUUCAAGACCUGCACAGCCUUCCUUUUAUUGCUUAGGUCGUUUCUUCAUAAAAUAUAACUUUGUCACUAAGACGCUGGAAUAUGAGGGAGGGGGGGAAAUAACUGACCACUGUGACUUACCGUGUUUUUUUUUUUGUUUGUUUAUUGGUUUUUCUCAUCAAGGGAUAGAAAAUGUGAUUCUGUUUCUUGUCAAAAUGGAAUCGAGCCUCGGAGAAAUAAAUCUACUGUGCAAGAAGAAAAGAUUAACCGUGUUUGUGUUUUUGCAAUUGUGAUUUUAGUCUGUUGGGGUUCUUUCUCUGCCACACACACACACACACACAUGCACACAUGGAGGAAAAUCCAGAUUUUCAGCAGUGAGAAGCCGGUGAAAAGAGGGAAGCAGAUUAUCGUAAUCCUCAGAAAUGUAGAAAGCAGUUCUGUUGAAAUGUUCAUAACUGUGUGUGUUGUGUUCCCAUAUAUAGCUCUCCUCCAUUAGGAAAUUGCAAUGGCCCUGAAAGGUUUACAGAUCAAACUGGCAGCUUUUCUGUAGCUGGAAUAUGAGAAGGCUAACACGCGUGUUAACUAGUUGGAAGCUUGCAUGUGUUGAGUGAGUGAAUUAGGAGUUUUGAAAGGCUGAGGGGGAAAUGGUUGCAUGCGUUAAUAACUCUACCUUAAGUUUUUAUUAUAUCUUUUUUUAUGUUAGUUCCUUUGAUGGUGU